AAGUCCGGAUCCGGAGAGGAGCUGAGCGGCGGUGCCGGUGCCGGUGCCCGCCGUGGCGGUUGCUCCUCCGUCAGCAUCCCUGCCACCAGCCAGCCACAUGGAGACCGCAGCUUUUUAGAAAAGAAUGACUUUCUCUGAGCGGAUUAAUGCCAGCUUGAAUGGGAGCCACUCGGGAGAGGCGUCCAGCGGGUUUAACGGGUCCUGGGAGGGAGAGGAUGCUAGUUCCAACAGCAGCUCCUCCUUGGUCCUGCAGCUGACCGUGCAGUCCGUGGGUGUGGGGGUCUUCCUGGCCAUCUUCAUCCUCUCGGCCAUCGUGGGCAACAUCCUGGUCAUCCUUUCCGUGGCCUGCAACCGGCACCUGCAGACGGUGACCAACUACUUCAUCAUCAACCUGGCCAUCGCUGACCUGCUCCUCAGCACCACCGUCCUGCCCUUCUCAGCCACCCUGGAGGUCCUGGACCUCUGGAUCUUUGGCCGCAUCUUCUGCGACAUCUGGGCAGCGGUGGACGUCCUCUGCUGCACCGCCUCCAUCAUGAGCCUGUGCAUCAUCUCGGUGGAUCGGUACAUUGGGGUCAAAUACUCGCUCAAGUACCCCACCAUCAUGACUGAGAAGAAGGCUGUGAUCAUCCUGGUGGUGGUCUGGCUCUCCUCCAUGGUCAUCUCCAUCGGGCCCCUCCUGGGCUGGAAGGAGCCUCCGCCGGACAACGACCAGCACUGCGACAUCACCCAGGAGCCAGGAUAUGCCCUCUUCUCCUCCCUCUUCUCCUUCUACUUGCCGCUCUUGGUCAUCCUGGUGAUGUACUUCAACAUCUACGUGGUGGCCAGGAGGACCACCAAGAGCUUGGAGGCCGGGGUCAAGAAGGAGCGGGGCAAGUCCAUGGAGGUUGUGCUCCGCAUCCAUUGCCGAAGCGUCCUCGAAGACUCCAUGGCCAGCACCAGAGGCAAAGGGCACACUUUCCGGAGCAGCCUCUCCGUGCGCCUCUUGAAGUUCUCCAGGGAGAAGAAAGCCGCCAAGACGCUCGCCAUCGUUGUUGGAGUUUUCAUUCUCUGCUGGCUGCCCUUCUUUUUCGUACUGUCUUUCGGAUCCUUCUUUCCUUCCGUGAAGCCCGAGGGAAUGUCCUUCAAGAUCAUCUUCUGGCUGGGGUACUUCAACAGUUGCGUGAACCCCAUCAUUUACCCUUGCUCCAGCAAGGAGUUCAAGAGAGCCUUCAUCCGGCUCCUGAAAUGCCAGUGCCGCCGGCGGAGAAGGCCCAUCUGGAGAGUGUACGAUAACCACUGGCGGGGAGCCUCCAUGAAUGGCUCCGGCCAAGACUCCGACCGGGAGCCCCGGUCCCGGGUGUCCACCCUCAAUGGCUCCUUCAUAUUGAACUCGGGCAGCUUGGAAAGGCCCGGCAGGAGCAGAACGCUGAACUUCAAGCGGUGGAGAAUGUUCUCCCCUUUCCAAAAACCGACAACGCAGUUCAAGGAGAAAAUGAACAGCCUCUCCAACAAGAUCCGGGCGGGCUCCUUGAAAGGAGGGGCGGCCGCCUCGUACAAGACAGAAGUGGAAUCGGUCUCCAUAGGAAUCCCGAAUGAAUUCAUGGAGUGUAUUGACUAUCACACGUAUGACGAUUUAACGGAUUCUGAGUCCUGUGGGCUUAAAGAAACAGAUAUUUAAUGCUAACAGGGAGAGCCACCCCCACGACCCUUGGGGGGAGGGGCUUCCGUUUUGUUCUGUUGUGUUUUGUUCCUGUUUUAUACACAGCUGGCUGUCCAGGGUGUGUGCAGCCCGUGUGUGAGAUGGGUAGACUGAGGAAAGAAGCCAUCUUCACUCCACGGUGGAGCACAGGCCUCGCCCACGGGCGGCCCUGUUCAGUCCACAGCAUCUCCGGUCGCAGAUGGGCUUCUGGUCGAGGAGCCAGGCUGGGCACGCACCUUCUUGGCUGACGGCCCUGGAGAGUCCAUGGCUCCAUGGCUUCCUGGAUGGAGCAAGUGGUGAUCUUCAUUGGGGUGCUCUCCUUGCAGCAUCUCCUCCAUCCUAGACAGGUGGACAGCAAAGAAAAACCCCACUGGCUGUGUGGGGCAAGAGUCCAGUAGGAGUUCCAGGGUGUGUUCAUGAGGCCUAGAAGAGAUGUUGGCAAGGGUUUACUAAGGAGCACCAAAAUAGAUCUGUUUCUGCGAUGGGUAAGGGUAUGCCGUGGUACAGAGGACCAAACUUAUCACAUGGCCUGCGCCAGAACUAUCUGACACUGAAAAAAGUCCAAGGAAGGGGUAACAGGAUCCAAAAUAAAGGAUGCAAGUUCAUACUCGUAGACAGAACAGUGCAUUGCAUAAACUCACCCAACAGCAAAGCUUUAUUCUGAGCUCCGUUCUUUGCAGAAUUCUGGCUUGUAUGGGUGCCCUCCAGAUAUAGCAACAUGGAAACAAAGCACAUCAGAGGGGGUCUCCCAGGCCAUCUAGUCUGACCCCCAGGUGUAGCAAGCUGUCUGAUGGGAGCUGAAGUCCCAGAGGGCUGGAAGGCACUAGGGAUGGGAAAGAUACAAUAGGACACCCUGAUUUCGCUCGUGUUUUGAGGAAACACAUAGGCAAGAAGGCCGGUCUUUCUGGAAUGGCAUCAGAGUUUCCUGAGCUUUUAAGAUGCUCUCGACAGAAGCCUCCACUUUCUACUUCUAACUUAGUCCGGCGUGACAGAAUCCCCACAUGCUUCCAUGCUGAAUAAAGGAAAAAACACACACUGGCACAACUUGGUAAGGUUUCCAGUUUGAACCAGCCUCUAACUGGGUUCACACAUUUGAAAACUAUAUUGGGUUAAAAUUCGUGCCGGAUUGGAGCAGUGCUUUCCAGUGCCACCGUCUUGUACCAGCCUAGUGUCCCCUCCAGUUAGCUGA
Molecule: messenger RNA, 2867 nt
Organism: Varanus komodoensis (Komodo dragon)
Lineage: Eukaryota; Metazoa; Chordata; Lepidosauria; Squamata; Varanidae
Gene: ADRA1D
Product: adrenoceptor alpha 1D
Exons: 2
Coding region: 125-1657 (510 amino acids)
Biological process (GO): cell-cell signaling; positive regulation of cytosolic calcium ion concentration; adenylate cyclase-activating adrenergic receptor signaling pathway
Cellular component (GO): membrane
Molecular function (GO): alpha1-adrenergic receptor activity
Source: RefSeq, a predicted model, not a curated record